Messenger RNA from Peronospora belbahrii, 933 nucleotides. NCBI's taxonomy places the organism in Eukaryota, Oomycota, Peronosporomycetes, Peronosporales, Peronosporaceae. The record is from the annotation of a GenBank genome assembly.
AUGGAGAAACUUGAUACAAACCCUAGUAUUUCUCAAUUACGUCAACACAAGACAUGUGAGCUACUUGUGGCUGCCCCAAAGGUAGCGCGUUCCCAACAACAGAAUUUAUUCCAAAGCAUGUGGAUUGGUGCCACGGCUGGUAUGGGUGGUAUUGUUGCGGUAUAUCCUGUUGAUGUGAUCAAGACACGGAUGCAAAAUAGCCGUGUAGCUACGAGCGCCAUUCAAACGCUCACUACGAUAUUCCGUACCGAGGGCGUUGGGUCUUUUUACAAAGGUCUUGGUCCACAACUGAUUGGAACGAUUCCAGACAAGGCCGUUUCACUUGCAACACGUGAAUUUGUCAAGAGUUUCUUUGAUAAACCUAAUGAGUUUAAGGCGUCACUUACGUCUGCUGCUGUCUCGGGUGUUUUCCAAUCGGUUGUCAUGAAUCCUGUCGAGGUUGUCAAGGUUCGCAUGCAGCUCGAUAGUAAGUUGAAAUUACUGGGCGUGAUUCGUGAUCUUGGACGGCAGGGUCUUUAUCGAGGAUACUCGGCCUGCCUUGCUCGUGACGUCAUGUUUGCCUCCACAUACUUUACGCUCUAUGAUAUGGCCAAGACGCAGCUCGGUGUCCAAGACGGCACUUCGCUUGGUUGGUCAAUGAUUGCAGCCUCUACGGCUGGUAUCCCCGCUGCCUUCAUGUCAACACCACUGGAUUUACUCAAGACGCGUAUGCAGUCGCGUGACGCUACAGUGCAGGGCUUUGUAAACACUUACAGACAGGUGACAGCGGAAGGUGGAUUUGGUGCGCUUUUUGCUGGAUGGGGCCCGCGAGUUAGCCGCAUUGCACCUCAAUUUGGCAUCGUGCUCGUGUCAUUUGACUGGCUAUCGCAUCGAUUUAACCCGGUGGCUCACGUACCUGAGCCCGCAGACGCAGACUCUUUCGCCGACUACUGA